AUGGAUGCGAGGUUCGCUCGGAUGCUCUGCGUGCUCUGCCUGGUCCUCACGGUCCGAGCCUUUACCCAGGAAGGGUUCAAGGAGGUGUUGCUGAAGCGGCUGGGACUCUCCGAGGCCCCUAAACUUCAUAAGAGGGACUUGGUGGAUCUGGUUAUCCCAGACCACGUAAAGAACAAAUACAUGUCCAUGCUGAAGCGCCAGAGGGUGAAGCGCCGAGCUUUGCCGAGCCUGGCCGGCAUCCUCAGGGGGAUCCCUGGCAACGCAGGUGUGGCAGGAGAAGUCCUCUACUCCAACACCACCACGCGCCAGAACCUGAUCUUUGACAUGGAGGGCAGAAUACCUAAAAACAGUGAAGUGACAAUGGCUGAACUGAAACUCUUCAAAAAGCCUCUGGACAGAGCAAACCUGCCUGCCAAGCAGUCUCACAGGCCCGUCUCCAACGCCAGAGUCAGCGUGUACUGGGUGCAACGGCACCACGACGGUACCAACAGGACCUCCCUCAUAGACUCCCGGCUGGUUCCCAUACGUGAGUCAGGCUGGAAGAACUUCGACGUGACGCAGGCUGUGCAUUACUGGCUGCGAAACAAGAGGCGGGAGCCAAUGUUCCUGGAGGUCUGGAUUGAAGGAGAAAGGGUAGGCAGCCACGCCUCCGAAGUGGCCAAAGCUGUGCGGUUCACCUCUCAGGACCCCAAGGAUAAAGCCCUAGGCAAACCUGAGCUGGUGCUUUACACCCUUGACUUGGAAGACUAUGGGGGCCCUGGGGACUGCAAGGAGGAGGCGGUGACGGGGAAGUCCACCUGCUGCCGGCAGAAACACUACGUCAACUUCCGCGAGCUCUCCUGGGCGCAGUACUGGAUCAUCGAGCCGGCAGGGUACCAGGCUUACCGGUGCUCGGGGGGCUGCCUGCAGCCCCCCAGCCCGCUGUGGCGCUUCGGCUACGGGGAGCGCUCCUGCGCCGUGGUGGGGAGCUCCCCGCUCCCCAUGAUGUACCUUGUCAAGAGGGGCAACCGCACCGAGAUCGAAGCAGCCGAGUUUCCCAACAUGAUCGUCGAGAAGUGCAGCUGCGUCAUGGGUGGCAUGGCGCUGGCGUGA
This is a messenger RNA of Chroicocephalus ridibundus (black-headed gull), 1092 nucleotides long. RefSeq names its product left-right determination factor 1 (gene LEFTY1). Gene Ontology annotation, biological process: anterior/posterior axis specification. Bases 1 to 1092 code for a protein of 363 amino acids. The transcript has 4 exons. Gene Ontology annotation, cellular component: extracellular region. NCBI's taxonomy places the organism in Eukaryota, Metazoa, Chordata, Aves, Charadriiformes, Laridae. The record is from RefSeq and is a predicted model, not a curated record. Gene Ontology annotation, molecular function: transforming growth factor beta receptor binding; growth factor activity; cytokine activity.